GGCGUGCCGCGUGACACCCUUUUCUCUCCCUCGCUCCUUUCCCGGUGACGUCAUGAUACUGGGCCGCCGUUGCUGAAACCAUAGGAAUGCGACACACUUCAUGUAUCGGAGAACUCUUUUAAUGUUGCCUUGUUCAAUGCUGCCAGGUUAAGGGCUAAAAUAUGCCGCGUGCGACUGGUCGCUUAAUGACUUUUGCAAGGCACUCGUAACACUCGGUUUAUUAAUCCAGGAAAUAACUUUUGUUAAGCUGUCUACUUUGUGGCUGCCUCUCUCUCUCUGUGUGUGGCUGAGCGGGCUCGGGCUGGAGCCGUGCCCCAGUCGGUGGAUUGUGGUUGCUCUCCCAUGACCGCUCGCGACAUGACAUCAGGUGGAUUGUUUCGUUUGUUUGGGUAAACAAGGAAGUGUUUAACGGCUGAUGCUGGUCUCUGGCAGCCAUCAUGUUCACCAAGAAGAAGAAGUCCCGUAUCCAGAUCUCGGCGCCCUCUAACUUCGAGCACCGCGUGCACACCGACUUCGACGAGCAGGAGCAGAAGUUCGUGGGGUUGCCGCGGCAAUGGCAGUCGCUGAUCGAGGACACGGCAAAGCGGCCCAAGCCCUUCAUCGACGUCACAGUCAUCACCACCGUGGAGCCGAGCAAGACCAUCGUGCGCGGCAGCAAGCUGGGAGUGGACGGCUCGUUGACCUGGCUCCUGGAUGAGUUUGACACCAUGUCGGUGACGCGCUCCAACUCCCUGCGGAGGGACAGCCCCCCCGUGCAGCCACGCAGAGACUCCGGCUCCUCGGUUGGGGGUGGAGGAGGAGGAGGAGGUGGAAGGCAGGAGAACGGAGAUCCACAGCACAGACAAUACCAGCCAGCAGACAGACCCAGACCAGACCAGCCCAGCGGAGCGGACCCCCGCCAGCCCCCGCGGGCGGUGCGCCCCCCGCACAGGGAGGACGGGCACCAGGGCCGGCCCCAGCAGCAGCCCCGCGGCCAGGAGCCCAGCAGGGCCCCCCGAGACGGGGACAGACCAGUCCCGCCCCCGCCCCCACACAGGGACAGGGAGCAUCGGAACCCCCCCCAGGACCCGGUGGUCCGCCGGGAGCCGCCCAGCGACCGCAGGCCCAAGUCCAGCUACACGGGGCGGGGGGACGGCAGCCCCCAGUCCCCCCGGGACAAGAGGCCCCUCUCCGGGCCCAGCAUCCGGGCCCCCGUCCUGCCCGUCCUGCCCGUCAGCGAGGGGCCCCUGAAGCCCCUGCAGCCCAGCGCCCGGCCCUUCAACACCUUCCCCCGCACCGACAGCGAGGGGGGCCGUAGCCCCACCGGCCAGCCCGGCCGCCACCCAGACUCCUCCCCCCACAACGGCCCCUCCAGCAGCUCCACCCGCAGCACGGCGGGCAGCCAGCCCCCCAUCAGCCUCCCCCACCACCACGCCUCCCACCCCGGCCUGGGCCCCGACCCCGCCCGCCAGCAGCAGCACCACCACCCCCAGCCUCCACCACCGCCCCAGCACCCCCACACCCCUCACCCCCCCGUCCCGGCCCCCAGACCGCCGGCCCCCCCGGGCACCCACCCCGCCGGGCCCCCCCCCCAGGGGCGCUCCCCCCAGCGGGAGCCCCAGAGGGUGUCCCACGAGCAGUUCCGAGCGGCCCUGCAGAUGGUGGUGGACCCCGGGGACCCCCGGACCUACCUGGACCACUACAUCAAGAUCGGGGAGGGGUCCACGGGCAUCGUGUGCAUCGCCACGGUGAAGACCACCGGCAAGCUGGUGGCCGUGAAGAAGAUGGACCUGCGGAAGCAGCAGCGCCGCGAGCUGCUCUUCAACGAGGUGGUAAUCAUGAGGGACUACCACCAUGAGAACGUGGUGGAGAUGUACAACAGCUACCUGGUGGGCGACGAGCUCUGGGUCGUCAUGGAGUUCCUGGAGGGAGGGGCACUGACAGACAUAGUGACACACACAAGGAUGAACGAGGAGCAGAUAGCGACAGUGUGUGUGUCGGUGCUCAAGGCGCUGUCCGUCCUCCACGCACAGGGCGUGAUCCACAGAGACAUCAAGAGUGACUCCAUCCUGCUCACCCACGACGGCAGGGUGAAGCUGUCAGACUUCGGCUUCUGUGCCCAGGUGUCUAAAGAGGUCCAGAGGAGGAAGUCUCUGGUGGGAACCCCCUACUGGAUGGCCCCAGAGCUCAUCUCCAGACUGCCCUACGGCCCAGAGGUGGACGUCUGGUCCCUGGGCGUCAUGGUGAUAGAGAUGGUGGACGGCGAGCCGCCCUACUUCAACGAGCCGCCCCUCAAAGCCAUGAAGAUGAUCCGGGACAACCUGCCGCCCAAGCUCAAGAACCUCCACAAGGUCUCUCCUCUCCUCAAGGGCUUCCUGGACCGCCUGCUGGUGCGAGACCCUUCUCAGCGCGGCUCAGCCAAUGAGCUCCUCAAGCACCCCUUCCUCACCAAGGCGGGCCCGCCCUCCUGCAUCGUCCCGCUGAUGAGACAGAACCGCAUGAGAUGAGACGCCGCGGCCUCCCGCCACUAGAGGGCAGUGGGGUCCGAUCGAACACGACACCGGGACGACCUGACUUGAGGCUCUAGCCAAACUGAGGCCAGGAAUCACGUGCUGGGAGCAGCGUCUUGGGGACACGGGGGUGUUGGCAUUCGGAACCACAGAACACUAGAGGAAACAUUCCCUUACCGUGUGUGUGUGUGUGUGUGUGUGUGUGUGUGUGUGUGUGUGUGUGUGCGCGCGCGCGUGUGUGUGUGCGUGUGCGCGCGUGUGUGUGUGUGUUGCCAACACUGUUCACGACGUCGGUGUGGUGGAUUCUCUUGGCUGACCCCUCCCUUGUGCUGCCCUCUCCAAUACCUGCCCCUCUGCCUCGUGUCGGUGUUCUGGACCUCUCAGGGCCGUCUCCUCCCUGCCGCCGGCCCCUCACACUGCCUGCCCCCCCCCCCCCCCCUCUGGCUGCUGGGCCCCUUGGAUCGGCUCUGACACUUCCUCACCUUUUAAUGAGGUGAACUAUUUUGGAAGGUGCGAAAAGAACUACAUUUGCUUUGUAACGUUCCAACGCGGACAUGACCUGUGUCUGAAGGGGGGACGGACGGACGUACGUUCUCUUGCACCCGUCAUACGCCCCGGAGCUGUCGGACCGGCCCAAAUAGAUUCACGGAGCCACCAACCUUUUUUUCCUUAACUUCCACAACUAUUCUUAUCAUCACUACAAGAACCCUGGAGCGGAGGAGUGAAGACCAGGACUCCAUCUCCAUGACAACUAGAGCUAACUACUGAACGAGGACCGCGUCUGUCCGGGAAAUGAGUCAUACGAACGGUUCUGUGUCCAUGGAAAUGCAGUUGUUUUUUUUAACGGAAACUUAAACACUGGAGUUGUGUUUUUAUUAUUUUUUAAUAGAUAAAGGAACCAUACUAUGUAAGUACGCUGAACAUAGAGAUAUGUGGGUUGUGACGCUGUUUUCAUCAUCUCUAUAUAUAUUUUUUAAUUGCAAAAUGCGUUUUUGUUUUUUUUUCUCUUCUGGUUUUAUGCCUCUGUAAGAUGUGAUGGUUUUUGAAGCACUGUUGAGAUAGAAACCCCACUCCCAGUGAGGGUGUACCCCCACUCCCAGUGAGGGUGACGCUCACUCCCACUGAGGGUGACGCUCACUCCCAGUAAGGGGGGCACUCGGGGGUCGGAGUAAAGUCCGUACCGGGACCCUGUUGUAUGGUUUUAGAUAGCUGACCUUUAAACGGUUUUAGGAUUUCUGUUAGAAUAUUUAAGAAAAUGUCGUCAAAACCCCAACGCCGUACGGAGGUAUGUCGGCGGAUGGGGGCACAGAGAAAUCGGGCCGAACAAACACUACAAUGAUAUGAAAAGUUUGACAUUGCUGAUUUUAAAGAAGGAACAAAUGAGGAAGGCAUUCCUGUUCGUUUUGUAGUUUUGAUUUGGUUUUUAAUGAAAUUAUUUAAAAAAGGUUUGUGAUACUCACUUUUUCAAUCUUAUUUGUCAUAUCUUUGCUGUACUCUUUUUAUUUUCUAACCCAACAUAUCUGCUGUGCUCUGUUCUUUCCUGACUUGUGUCUGUCUGUGGGUCGCCUCUGGUUUCCAUGGUAGACAGCUGUAGUCUCUGUGAUUGGCGGUUCUGGUGACGUCAGGGGGCCAAAUAAAAUCCCGAAACACAAAAUAACGUGUGGGAGUGAGUGAAGACUUCCAAACGGAUUAUCACCGUUUAGAAAGGAAAAAUCCUGAUUUACUCUGCCCCUCUCCAGACUCAACUUUAGAAAGUGUGGGUGGGGGUGGGUGUGGGGGGGGCUUUGGUUAACUUGAACUGGUAGCGUGUGUGCAACCAUUUGUAUUUCCAUUCAUCCACAACUCUGAUCUUCUAUCUCUGGAUGCACACAGAUCAACGGGCCGGGCACUGUGAAUCCCUGGCCUGGAUUCACAUGUUGGCCUUGGCCCUUGUUAAUCUAUGUAGCAUUGUGAUCACCAGGUGGGUGAAAUAGUUAAUUUUUGCGCUUUUUAAUAUCAAACGGGACCAGAUGUCUUGGGGGCGUUCGACACCUGGGGAACACUUUGUAUUGGCGUUAGAAGUGGGUCAGAGAGAGGCCUCAACCAGUCAUCCAUCAUCGUUGUAGUGGUCGUGGUGGUGACUCAAUGCCUAACUGUUAUGGUGCCAGUCUGCAGAUAAAGCCAUCUGGGUAGGUUGAGGUAGGAUCAUUUCAAAUCGGCAUAAUGUUCCCUAUCCCAAACCUGAUUCGCAUUAUUAUUAUUAUCCUAAGAUGCUUUCCCUGUUGUCUGAUUUCACUGUUUGAGAACUCUCAUCUACUUACCUGCUUCCAAGUUCCUGCAUAAUCUGCCCAACCGGUUCUGUUAGAAAGCUGAGUAUGCAGCAGGUUAUAAUCAUUCACUUUUUAUCUUGUCGGAGGACUGCAGAGGUAGUGCUUUUUCCAUGAAGAGGUGAUCAUAAGCUGGAGAUGGUUGGACAGUCAUGAUGAGGUGACCAAAGUCUGGUUAACACGAUUGCCUCCCUCACUGGUAUUUUCAGAUUGAUGGUUCCAUUCAACAGGCGUUUCCCAACUGCAACGGUGCAUCGAUCGCAGCGCUUGGAUUCAAUGGCCUCAAUGAGCAUUAGAUUAACUGAGGAGUGAGCGACUACUCGACCAAUCACGGCUGGGGUGUUGACUCACUAGUUUGGUUUAUCCUCUAUUCCAAGAAAUACGACUCAUGCCACAGAUCCCCGCCAGCCCGGCUGAGAAUUCCAAUCUAAUGUGCUCACUGUGCUUUAGAAAAUGAACUCAUACCAACUCCUCGGAAAGCUGGGCGUGUAGGAUACUGCUGGGUAGAUCUGAUGCUUAUUAUCCUGUUUUAGAACGGUUGUAUAUCCCUCUCUGAAGAGAGAUUCAGUCAAUUCUUGGGCCUGGUUGAACACUUUCUAACGGGGCAACCACACGCAUAUCUACGGCUGUCAGGACUAGUUGGAGUACUAACUCCACGAUCCCCAAACGCUAGAAAACAUGCACUAGAAACGCAGAACACGUGUCUCAACGCGGUGUCUUCUGUAAACCAGAUGCGUGAGCCUUUGAGUUGUGUUUCUUCAACCGGUAUGGUCAGAAGGUCUGGGGUCCCCUCCAGGCAGGGGCUGUGGUCACCAAAGGGGUCGGGUCACAUGACGGCCACAUGACACGUCCCAUGACCGACCUCCCCGCCCAGUGCGUGGUGUGGUGGUGUGUUGUGACCAACCCCUCCCAGUGUGUGGUGUGGUGGUGUGUUGUGACCAACCCCUCCCAGUGUGUAGUGUGGUGGUGUGUUGUGACCGAACUCCCCUCCCCAGUGCGUGGUGUGUUGUGACGGGGUGGUGGUGUUUUGUCCUGUGACUCCUGUCUGAUCCAACCCGUCUGCAUCUCAGCCUUCCUGUCUGGACUGGUGCUCAUCUCACCAUCGUGAAACACAGAACAGAACCGAUAGGGAAACAGAAGCUAGGGGGGUGGGAGGGGAGGGGGGGGGGGGGGGCUUGGGCCUGAUGGGAUGUAUGCGUGGGCGGAGUCCCGGGUGUGCUGCCAACAUGGCCGCCCUGCUCCCCCCUCUGAGUGCUGGAGCCAAAUGGCAGAAGGAAAGAAACUGGAAUGACGCUGGGCAACGGGUGACGUCACGGUUCAGUUCACACUGGUAUCCUGAAAUGGACUCUCGGAUUGUUCUAUAUUUGAAGACGAUUUCUUCACCGAGAGUGUCAUGUUUGAAUAUUAAAUAAAAGCCCUUUAAACCUUGGAAUUUCUACACUGCUUUUCCGGGAAUCCUCAGUGGAUGCUUUUGGUUGGGUAACUUAAAAUAGCCUUCUGUUGAGUCUGCUGUGUGGUGAGAGAUCGUUAUCAUUUUUGAACGCUUUUUAUUUCUGGAUGUUUGACUUUGGAAAUUUGUAGCACUCUAUAAUUUACCCCCCCCUCCCCAAGUGUAAUCUUAAAGGAAUCUACUGACCACGCUUUCAUCUACUGUGGGUGAACAAAACGCUGUCUGUGGAAUGUAUUCAACUACAUAAACCUAAUGUACAUUCUGCAACCAUUCUUCUUAAGUUUUUCUGCGUAAUGAAGGUUUCUAUUCCACCAUUCAUCCAACCUUUUCAAAUCCGACACUUCCAACGCAAGCUAAUUUCUUGUUGUAUCAGACGCCAUCAAACAAAACACUGAGUAGAAACCUUGUUGACGCAGUGGCCACCUUGUAGCAUCACAUUACACUAAUUUUUACCAAUCAGAAAGCACAAUUGUAGACGUCCCCUGAGGUUUUGUAUCUAAGGACACCUUAGGGAAAUGCUGUAGUAACUUUAAAGUGCAUAUCAGAUGAUCAUCACAGAGUUUGUGUACGAUGUAUGGAAUGACUGUGGUCAGCCCACAUGCCUGACGCCUUAGAGCUUCAUAGAAGAACAGAAACUAACACAACUUCCACUACUCUGUGUGUGUUUAUGUGUGUCAGUGUGUUUGUGUAGCUGCACAAUCAAUCCAUGGCCUUAACAGUAGCUACAUCAGAAACUUGGAGGAAAACCAACAGAGGUUCAUAACAAUGAAAAGUGGAGAACCAUCUCUGAUCCUUGGAACGAUUUACCUGUCAAAACGUUCAAGGUGUACCCUGAACCACUUGGAUCUGGGAGUUAGCGCAUCCAGGUGUAGCAUCUUCGCUGGGUUCACUGGUCUAUCUUCUAGCAGUUUACUACAAAGUGCUUCUCCUUUCACUGGUCUGCCUCUUGAGAAACAAAACAGGAACUGGGCCACUAUUGGAGGCUGAGUUUUUUUCGUCACAUGAUCUAUGAAGAAAAAUGACCACUGGUGACCAAUCAGCCAACAUUACUAUGGAAAAUAUAUAUAUAUGUGGCGGGAAAGAUGAAUUUGCCCCACACAGACUGUUAUGGGUUUGACCCCCGCACCUCUCUUGUGUAAUUGUUGUUUGUUUUAAUCUGUUGCAGUAUUGCCAUUUUAAUCAGUUAUUUUCAACCAAACCUGACAUUUUCUGUUCCUGUAUGUUCCUUUCACUGGCGUGAAGAAAAAAAACACUUUGCCAACCUUUUUUUAUUGCAAAUACAGUUUUUGUAAAAGUUGUAAAUUGUAUGUGUUUUUUAUAGCACAUUGUCAUUGUUAAAUGCAUUGAUCUACAACUAAUAAAGAAUAAAAAAUGCUAUGUUUUGAUUUA
This is a messenger RNA of Gadus morhua (Atlantic cod), 7634 nucleotides long. It is a transcript of the gene pak4, whose product is annotated as p21 protein (Cdc42/Rac)-activated kinase 4. Bases 438 to 2486 code for a protein of 682 amino acids. Gene Ontology annotation, molecular function: protein serine/threonine kinase activity; ATP binding. Gene Ontology annotation, biological process: protein phosphorylation. The record is from RefSeq and is a predicted model, not a curated record. NCBI's taxonomy places the organism in Eukaryota, Metazoa, Chordata, Actinopteri, Gadiformes, Gadidae. The transcript is spliced from 11 exons.